AUGCUGCCUAAGUCGGGAAAACGGCAUCGUAAUCGUCGGCGCUUGCGAGGCAUCGACAACGAAUAUGAUCCAAGCGAUGUGCUAACCGUUGCGGCCGAUGUGUGGACAUCUUGCCACACAACUGAUCAUGUCUUGGAUGGUUCACUUGUUCAUCGCAGGACCCUGACACUGGGCUUGACAGGAGCAUUGUUAGGCUUCAAUGUUGGUGACCGGAAUCAAGCGAAUGCAGCUAGAAGGCCACCACCACUACCGCCAGCGGAGAAGAAAGACCCCAGUCUGAGUGGUGUUCAGGCAAAAGUAUUAGCUAGCAAGAAGAGGAAGGAAGCAAUGAAACAAGAGGUUGCUAAACUGAGGGAGAAAGGAAAAUCUGUGGAUGGCUCAUCACCACCAUCUGAAUAGUUUGGUAUCGAGAGUAUCAAUCGUUUUGAAAAGGGAAAAAUUGUAUCACUCUUUCGAAUUUUAUAAGCAACUUUGUAAAAUCUCCAUU
Hibiscus syriacus is the source of this 487-nucleotide messenger RNA. RefSeq lists its product as uncharacterized. NCBI's taxonomy places the organism in Eukaryota, Viridiplantae, Streptophyta, Magnoliopsida, Malvales, Malvaceae. The transcript has 3 exons. The record is from RefSeq and is a predicted model, not a curated record. Bases 1 to 399 code for a protein of 132 amino acids.